Gossypium raimondii (Peruvian cotton) is the source of this 1974-nucleotide messenger RNA. RefSeq lists its product as uncharacterized. The transcript is spliced from 2 exons. The record is from RefSeq and is a predicted model, not a curated record. Gene Ontology annotation, biological process: mitotic DNA replication termination; site-specific DNA replication termination at RTS1 barrier. NCBI's taxonomy places the organism in Eukaryota, Viridiplantae, Streptophyta, Magnoliopsida, Malvales, Malvaceae. Gene Ontology annotation, cellular component: nucleus. The annotation marks the transcript as partial.
AAUUCCACAAACUUCCUUUCUACUAGUUUUUCAGCUAAUAACACCCUUCGCCACGUUAAAUCCUCCCUCCUUCCAGACCCACUAUCGUCCUCCUCCUUCUACUUUACCCUCAAUGGAAAACCCCUCUCUGAUUCCACCCUUCUCCCAAAUCCCCAAAUUUCCCAUCUUUCCACCCUUUCUCACCUCCCCCGCAUCUCCGGUGGCGGAGGCGAUGGUGGCGCCACUGGAGCUGAGUCCCGCGACUGUUAUCUCAAGAUGUAUGCUGUCAAAAAGCCUGAUAAAGUUGACCCCAAAGAGAAAAGGCUCGGUAAGUGGCUCAAUUGUGCCUUCUCUUAUGAACCUUUAAGAGAACCUUGCGUGAUUGAAAAAUUAGGGAAUAUUUUCAAUAAGGGAGCUCUUGUUGAAGCUUUGUUGGGUAAGAAAUUGCCCAAAGAGUUUAGACAUAUAAAGGGUUUGAAAGAUAUGAUUAAUAUUAAGUUGUUGAUGAUUCCCGGGAAGCAAUCAGAUGCUGCUGAUGGUGCUAUGUUUCAGUGCCCCUUAACCGGGCUCGAAUUCAAUGGGAAGUAUAAGUUUUUUGCGUUGAGGAAUUGUGGGCAUGUUGUUAGUGCUAAGGCUUUGAAAGAGGUUAAAUCAUCUGCUUGUUUGGUUUGUCAUAAGGAGUUUGUGGAGUCUGAUAAGAUGGUGAUUAAUGGAAGUGAGGAGGAGGUGGCAGCCUUGAGGGAGAGGAUGGAGGAAGAGAAAUCGAAAACGGUGAAGGAGAAGAAGAGGGGAACCGAUGUUGUGGACGGGAAAAAAGAUUGUGGUAAAUUGGAAGGGAAUGAAAAGCUUGAGAAUGGGAAGAAAUCGAAUAAUGGUGGGGUGAAGAAGUUUCGAGCCGUGGAUGUGGCACUGGCUAAUGCAACAAAAGAAGUUUAUGCUUCCAUAUUUACUUCUUCAAAGAAGUCGGAUCUUAAGGAAACUUUUACAUGUAGAUCACUCCCACUUGGUUUAAAUUGAUCGGAUGAGAUUGAGUAAUACUGUGGUGAAGAAGUUUAGAGCUGCAGAUCAUGUGACCCCAGCUAAGGAUGCGGAGGAGAUUUCUGCUUCAAUAUUUAGUUUGACGAAGUUGGUGGAUCAAGUCUGGCCUGGUCAAUACUGAUGUUGUCAUUUGUACCUUGUUAAAGAGAGGAAGUUGUAGUUGCCCUAACUGAGGUUGCUGCUGCCAUUGGUGAGCCAAUGGACAUCAACACAGCCUUGCCUCUUGUGAUUGGGAAGCCCAAAGUUCAUGGUGGGCUUGCACGUGGUUUACACGAAGCUGCCAAGGCAAUUGAACAGCACAAUGCACAUCUUUGUGUUUUAGCUGAUGAUUGUGACCAGCCAGAUUAUGUUAAACUGGUCAAGGCACCCUGUGCUGAUUAGAAUGUUAAAGUGCCACGUGCACCAAGUGCAAAAACUCUGGGCGAAUGGGCUGGUGUAAGUAAAAUUUCAUUCCUUAUUUAUUGAACACAAGUUAUUUCUCUCUUUUAUGGUCUCAAAGGGACCACUUUCAUCUUGUUCAUUGAAUAUUACUACAAACUUAUGCCACCAAAUUAAAUGAGAUUACAUUCGUUCUAUAUGCCAAUUGUGCUUCAUCUCUGGAUGCUGUUGUGUAACGAUCGAUUCGAGGGGAAGGCAAGGAAGGUAGUUGGCUGUUCUUGUGUAGUUGUCAAGGUAUGGAAGCAUAUGGAUGGAAGUACAUUCUGUUUUACUUGAACAAUAUGUGUAUAUAGCCAUGUAUAGUAUGUUAGUACGUUUGUCUGAGUUUUAUAAUCUUGUUGGUGCAUGAUUAUGGUGAGCAACACGAGGCUGUUGAAGUUGUUCAGCAGCAAGGAUUAAGCAAAUCAGAGGAUGGUUUCCUUUGUAGAUGUGUGUUGAGUUUUUUUUGUCAUUUAAUGAGUUCAUGAUUGUGAACAAACAAAGAUUAUUUUCUUUCGAAGUUGUUGCGAUUCUCUGCAA